AUGGAUUCAGAGAAGCUCUCCUCCCAUCAGACUUCUUCUGAUAGUGCUCUCGAUGAGACCAAGUUCGAAGAUACAGCAUUUGCACCGAUCUCUUCCCCGAAAGACGACGCCACACACCCACAGAAACAGCACAGCAAUACGUCUAGACUAGAGCGCAGUUGGUCUUUGAACGAUGGCGUUAGUAUCGGAGGUAACGAGAUCCAGAACGACGAAGAAUCUAGGCAAGAUGGAGACGAGGAUACUUCCUUUAUUGUGGAUUGGGAAGAGAAUGACUCAAUGAACCCGCGCAACAUGAGUACAGCCAGGAAAUGGCUUAUAGUUAUAAUUGUCUCAUUGGGCUCCAUCUGCGUGACCUAUACAUCGUCCGUUUACACCACAACCUAUGGCCAGCUGAUGCCGGAUUUUAAAUGCUCCCGAGAAGUCGCCACACUGGGGUUGUCACUUUUCAUCUGGGGUCUUGGAGUUGGUCCGCUCUUUCUUAGUCCCUUAUCCGAGUUUUAUGGCCGGAGAAAUAUCUAUCUCAUUUCUUUCACCUUUUUCCUGAUCUGGCUUAUCCCAUGCGCAGUUGCAACGAAUAUCCAGACGUUGAUCAUAUGUCGAUUCUUCAAUGGACUCGCAGGAAGCGCAUUUUUGAGUGUUGCUGGCGGUACUGUUGGUGAUAUGUUUAAUCGACAGGAACUUGCCUUUCCUAUGAUGGUGUAUACGGCAAGCCCAUUCCUUGGACCAGACCUUGGGCCCCUCGUCGGCGGCUUCAUUAAUGAAUUUACCAAUUGGCGUUGGACAUUUUAUGUGCUUCUGAUAUGGACCGGCAUCUUGCUGGUAUCGCUGAUUUUCCUAGUCCCAGAGACGUAUCACCCAGUACUUUUGAGACGCAAAGCACAGAAGCUUCGCAAAGAAACAGGAGACGAGCGAUGGAUAGCCCCGAUUGAGAAAAUGAAUCGUUCAGUGACACAGACAGUUCUGCGGUCGUGUCUCCGCCCACUUCAGCUUCUGGUACUAGAGCCUAUGUGUUUGAACUUGUGCCUAUUUUCUGCGAUUCUGUUAGGUAUUCUAUACCUUUUCUUUGGGGCCUUUCAACUGAUCUUUGAGGAAGUGUACGGAUUUCAAUUGUGGCAAAGAGGCUUAUGCUUCAUGGGACUUGCCGUUGGUAUGGCCAUCGGGACAGCAUCAGAUCCAAUCUGGCGUCGCAACUAUGCUCGACUCGAACGCAACUAUCAGGCUGUGCACGGUACCGACAAAUUCCAGCCAGAGUGGCGACUACCUCCAGCGAUUCUGGGUGGUCCAUUGGUAACCAUCGGUCUCUUCAUCUUUGCCUGGACGAUCUACUCUGAUGUGCACUGGAUUGCUCCGAUCAUAGGUAGUGGCGUGUUCGGAAUAGGAAUGUUGCUUGUGUUCUCAGGUGUCUUCACAUUCUUAGUGGACGCAUAUCCAAUGUUCGCUGCAAGUGCACUGGCGGCAAAUAGUUUCAUGCGGUCUUCCUUUGGAGGCAUCUUUCCCCUGUUUGGAAUCCAGAUGUAUGACAAGCUUGGGUUCCAUUGGGCCACAUCAUUACUAGCAUUUUUGACAUUAAUCAUGGCACCUUUCCCGUAA
This is a messenger RNA of Penicillium taxi, 1590 nucleotides long. RefSeq names its product MFS transporter. The coding region runs from base 1 to 1590 and encodes 529 amino acids. NCBI's taxonomy places the organism in Eukaryota, Fungi, Ascomycota, Eurotiomycetes, Eurotiales, Aspergillaceae. Gene Ontology annotation, biological process: transmembrane transport. Gene Ontology annotation, cellular component: membrane. The record is from RefSeq and is a predicted model, not a curated record. Gene Ontology annotation, molecular function: transmembrane transporter activity. The transcript has 10 exons.